AUGUACAUGCGCGUGAGGCCGGCCAAGGACAAAACCAGACUCAUUUAUUUGCAGAAGGAUUUAUUUGCAAGGACAUUUAUUGCAAGGCAGUCUGGUUUUGUCCUUGGUCGGCCUCACGCGCAUAUAAACAAUGAGUUGUUGAUGUGUAUUGUUGAGUUCGUUUGCGGACCCGCAUAUGCUCAAGGUCACGUUAUGCAAGCAGUCCCCCAUGGUGGGGAGCGCAUCUACCUUAUAGCUUGUACCUUCUGGUCGUCUAGUGAAUCAACUCAGUGUUGUAGCCUAUCUGUCACCAUGUGGACCUCUCUGAUAACGACAUCGGCGAUCCUAGCUCUUGCUGCAGGAGUGUGCAAAAAUUACGAGAAGGAGUAUUACAAAGAGAUCGGAUGCAAGCCAGCCAAGAUGGGGGCCGACGGCUGUCCGUUGAGCUACGAUUGUAGUACAAUCAACCAACGUACGUCAUCGAAAUGUCACUUCAAGGGGAAGGAAUACGAGCAAGGCUUCCAGUUGAAGGAGACAGAAGAUGUAUGCAUUGUAGAAUGUCGCUGUGCCGGGUCUUUCCCAGAUAACAAAAUGUCCUUCACGUGUGUGAAUAUAGAAUGUCCAGAACUGUUUAUCGGACCACCUCCGCCUGGCUGCUACAGGACCUAUGAGAACGGCAAGUGCUGUCAUGUGGAUCAAAUAUGCCUUUCAGACCAAAGUCCUGAACAGAAGGCUGCCAGACCUGUGUGUCAAUAUAACAACAAGCAAUACCAGAUUGGUCAGAAAUUCUACCCAGAGGAUGAACCUUGCUUCCAGUGCAUCUGUCAGGCUGGAUUCAACGGAACUCUAGUUGAACCCUUCUGCCAGAAAGUUAAUUGUAACCUUGAGCUGCACUAUGGCGGACGCAUCGCUGAAGGCUGUGUGCCGGUAUACUACGGGGACAACGACUGCUGUCCUAUUGGCUGGCGAUGCCCUGAAAAAUCCGACUCGGUAGUCUCAGGAGUCACCGCUAAAGGCAGUUCCCAAGCUCCAAAUUCAGAGUUGCAGUGUCAGUUUGGUGAUGUCAAGAUGCAGGUAGGAGACAAGCUGAGUGCAAGUAGAGACUGGCCCAACACUGAGUGUCUCUGUAGAGUUCCUCCUUACUGUACACAGUUUGUAACUAAUCACUGUCACUUUACAGAGUUGCAGUGUCAGUUUGGUGAUGUCAAGAUGCAGGUAGGAGACAAACUGAGUGCAAGUAGAGACUGGCCCAACACUGAGUGUCUCUGUAGAGUUCCUCCUCACUGUACACAGAUUGUAACUAAUCACUGUCACUUUACAGAGUUGCAGUGUCAGUUUGGUGAUGUCAAGAUGCAGGUAGGAGACAAGCUGAGUGCAAGUAGAGACUGGCCCAACACUGAGUGUCUCUGUAGAGUUCCUCCUUACUGUACACAGUUUGUAACUAAUCACUGUCACUUUACAGAGUUGCAGUGUCAGUUUGGUGAUGUCAAGAUGCAGGUAGGAGACAAACUGAGUGCAAGUAGAGACUGGCCCAACACUGAGUGUCUCUGUAGAGUUCCUCCUCACUGUACACAGAUUGUAACUAAUCACUGUCACUUUACAGAGUUGCAGUGUCAGUUUGGUGAUGUCAAGAUGCAGGUAGGAGACAAACUGAGUGCAAGUAGAGACUGGCCCAACACUGAGUGUCUCUGUAGAGUUCCUCCUUACUGUACACAGUUUGUAACUAAUCACUGUCACUUUACAGAGUUGCAGUGUCAGUUUGGUGAUGUCAAGAUGCAGGUAGGAGACAAACUGAGUGCAAGUAGAGACUGGCCCAACACUGAGUGUCUCUGCAAUGUUCCUCCUCAUCCAAUCUGCGUUCAGAAGUAA
Macrosteles quadrilineatus (aster leafhopper) is the source of this 1848-nucleotide messenger RNA. RefSeq lists its product as uncharacterized. The transcript is spliced from 10 exons. Lineage: Eukaryota; Metazoa; Arthropoda; Insecta; Hemiptera; Cicadellidae. The record is from RefSeq and is a predicted model, not a curated record. The coding region runs from base 1 to 1848 and encodes 615 amino acids. Gene Ontology annotation, molecular function: protein binding.